This is a messenger RNA of Microthlaspi erraticum, 255 nucleotides long. NCBI's taxonomy places the organism in Eukaryota, Viridiplantae, Streptophyta, Magnoliopsida, Brassicales, Brassicaceae. The record is from the annotation of a GenBank genome assembly.
AUGCCAAACUCCUCCACCGGCAGCUCCGGCGUAAUCAACUUUCCACCUAUCCCAGCGACGAACCAAUUCCAGAGAAACGGUAGUGAGGCGGUGUACAAAGUUUCGGAGACGAAGAGCGCGUGCGUGGUGGUGCGACUGGACAUGCCAGGCUGUCCAGAUUCAGACCUCGUCUACUGGAUCGAAGGCAUUAACGUCCACUACGACCACGAUGGACGCAGAUACGGAGGCACCAUGGUUUUCAACCCAGAGACUUAA